Dermacentor andersoni is the source of this 642-nucleotide messenger RNA. NCBI's taxonomy places the organism in Eukaryota, Metazoa, Arthropoda, Arachnida, Ixodida, Ixodidae. The record is from RefSeq and is a predicted model, not a curated record.
ACUGCGUAUAGAGGGUAUGGCGCCCAGUUAAUGUUAUGUUGCAACUUCAUGUGAUCAGGAUUACCUAGUUUUUGACGGUUGUUUGAAGAAGUAGCAGAAGAAGAAGAAGGUGAAGGAGUACGUUGAUGGCGGCGAUUCCGCAACCUUCGGUAGUCGUGGAAGAUGCGGCUUCUUCUAGCAGGUCAGAAAGCCUGGCACAUGCCAUGCCUCUGCUGCUUCCGUGCGCCGUCCUGUUCGGAGCGGUGGCGGCCUUUUUCGUUGGCUGGACCAGCACGCUCAUCCUCUACAAGACCAACGUCUUCCACAGGAAUCCACUCCGAGACAACGCGUUCAACGCAGAGGCUGUCAUUGCGUAUAACGCGAGUGCUACCCUGGAAUAUGGUCGUCCCCCAUCUGGAACCCAGUACCAGGCGUCGCGCCGUAACGAAAGUGCGGCUACUUUGACCAGCAACGAAGAAUUCCUGCCCACACAGUAGAAAAUACCAGCGCAUUUAUUGCGUUUGUCUUACCUUCAAGCAAGCAGUGCAGUGGCGCAUAAUUGUGCCUGGCGCUGUACCACAUCGCUACAUGCUAACACAUAAUCCCUUGUAUCCAGCUUUCACUAAAUGUUCGUAAAGGCUGUGUUAUCGACAUCGCUUGAUU